ACUGGAACAUUCGAGUGAUGAGGUGAGCAUCCCACCAGUCUUCCUUCCCUUGGCAAUGAUCGUGUCGGGUGGGCGCCGGCGGUAGAGCUAACCCGCCCCAGGAUGAUCGGGGCGCCAGCGACCGGAAGUAUUCUUCAGCGGGUGACAAACCACCGCUUACGAGGGAAUUCCUGGGAGAGAGUGGGAGCGUGGGAGAGGGAGAGUGGGAGAGCCCGCCAGCCCUAGUCGAGGGGCCGCAGUGGGAUCCUCCGGCCCUAAUGGAUGACAUCCUCGGUGGGAGACUCCGGUGUUUGCUCAUCCAGGCCCGUUCUUACUUCUUAUAUGCCCGAGGCUGCUGUUUUUCAUGAUGUCUGAGAGAAGAGAUAAGUCGGGUUCAUCUUCACUUUUCGCCGUCGUUCGUGGGCGAUCGUCUUGCCUAUUCCUCCCUCCCCCCCUCACUAUGACUUCCACCGAUAGCAGAGAGGCUACCCUGAUGAACUCAACCUACGACAAGGAAGAGGGCCAGCUCUCAGAAAAGUCCGCUGCCUCCAACCUGGAUUCCGAGGACCAGCCCAGCCCCAAGGCGGAGGAAGGCGCUCCGCGCGAGAUUGCGGGCUGGAAAUGGGUCAUUGUCGUCGUGGCCAUCUACAGUUCCCAGUUUCUUUUUGCGCUGGAUAACACCAUUGUCGCCAAUAUUCAACCGACCAUUGUGGAGGACUUUGAUUCCGUGUCCAAGUUGUCCUGGAUCAGUGUGGCCUUUCUCAUUGGGGCGGCGUCGACGAAUCUGGUCUGGGGACAGAUCUUUGCCAAUUUUAACGCCAAAUGGACCUAUAUUCUGUGUAUUUUGAUCUUUGAAGUGGGCUCCGCUGUCUGUGGCUCGGCACCUACUAUGAAUGCUUUCAUCGUCGGCCGUGCCAUCUGUGGCUUUUCGGGAGCCGGCAUGUAUGUUGGAUUGAUGACCAUGCUGGCCGUCACCACUACGAUUCAGGAGCGUCCGACGUACAUCGGCGGCGCUGGCUUCACCUGGGGUGUCGGCACGGUCUUGGGGCCCAUCAUUGGGGGUGCUUUCACCGACUCGUCGGCCGGCUGGCGGUGGUCGUUCUACAUCAACCUGUGCAUCGGUGCGGUCUGCGCCCCGGUCUACAUCUUCAUGCUUCCCAACAAGGAUCCUCGUCCGGGCGUCCGUAUCGGUGAUCGCGCGCGUGAGAUCGACUACCUGGGGGCGGUGCUGACCAUUGGCGCCUUCAUCUCGGGAGUCAUGGCCAUCUCCUUUGGCGGUGCCACUUACCCCUGGAACUCGGGCCAGAUCAUCGGUCUCUUCUGCUGUUCAGGCGUGCUCUUCACCCUGCUAGGCAUCCAGCAGGGCAUUCCAUUCCUCACCACCAAGGAACGCCGUCUCUUCCCCGUGGAGUUCCUGCGUAGUCGCACCAUCCUGAUCCUGUUCGCCAUGACCGCCGCGGGUGGCACCCUCAUCUUCCUCCCCGUCUACAUGUGCCCGCUCUACUUCCAGUUCACUCGGGGCGACUCAGCCCUGGAAUCCGGCGUGCGUCUCCUCCCAUUCAUCAUCCUGAUGAUCGUGGCUGUGAUUGGUAACGGCGCCAUUCUCUCGGCCCACGGUCUGUACAUGCCGUGGUUCCUGGCGGGCGGUAUUCUGUGUCUCAUCGGCAGCGCCCUAAUGUACACCGUCACGGCGACGAGCUCCAUUGCCAGCAUCUACGGUUACACGGUGCUGAUUGGCUUUGGCGUUGGUCUCUUCUCACAGGCAUCCUUCUCGAUCGCGCAGGCAGUCGCCGAACCUCGCAUGGCGCCGUCGGCCGUGGGAUUCAUCACCUGUGCCCAGAUCUCGGGCUGCACGAUUGCCCUGGCCAUCGCUAAUGCUGUCUUUCUCAACCAGAGUAUCGAGGGCGUCCAGGCCAUUCUGCCGGAUAUUUCAUCUGCAGAGGUGGAGCAGACCAUCACGGGAACCGGCUCGCAGCUUUUUGAGAAUCUCACCCCGGCGGUCAAGCAGGAGGUGUUGGAGGCGAUUGUGACGGCGCUGAACAAUUCGUAUAUUUUGGCCAUGGUGGCGGGUGCGUUGGUGGUGGGGUUGAGUCUCUUUCUGAAGCGCGAGAAGCUGUUCAUUGCUGGUGGUGCGGGUGGGGUUUAGAUACGUCGGUUGUUGGCAGUAGAUGCAUUUGGCUACAAUGUACUUAGACGGGUGCAUCUCGUGCAAAACGGAUGCUUGGG
Molecule: messenger RNA, 2205 nt
Organism: Aspergillus ibericus CBS 121593
Lineage: Eukaryota; Fungi; Ascomycota; Eurotiomycetes; Eurotiales; Aspergillaceae
Product: putative MFS drug efflux transporter
Exons: 1
Coding region: 440-2125 (561 amino acids)
Biological process (GO): transmembrane transport
Molecular function (GO): transmembrane transporter activity
Source: RefSeq, a predicted model, not a curated record